AUGGACAACACUAAGACACUUGCCGUACCUGUGGCCCACCCCGUUGGUGAUACUGGAUCUGGGCCUAUCCAGGUCCAGAAUGCAGAUGAGCUCCGUCUGGCGCAGAUGGGCCAUAAGCAAGAGCUGAAACGUCACUUCUCAGUAUGGGGGUUGAUCGGGAUGGCCGCAAGUUGUACUGUCUCCUGGACUGCAGGACUCGGUCUCGGUCUCAUCACUUCCAUCAACGCUGGUGGACCCGGUGCGCUUAUCUACGGCUUCAUCCUCGCUUUUGUACUGCAGUGCUUCCUAGGGACAUCACUCGCCGAGUUUGUCUCCUCAUAUCCUGUUGAGGGUGGGAUGUAUCACUGGACUGCGGCCAUUGCUCCGAAACACUACAGUGCUUCGUUGAGCUUUGCAACUGGCUGGAGCGCGGUGUUUGGUUGGAUAUUCAUGACCGCCUCUACGAACCUCCUCUAUGCACAGAACUUUACAGCCCUUGUUGCGCUAUACAAAGCUAACCUCGUGGUGCAGCCCUGGAUGACCUUUGUCGCGUACCAAGGGUUCAACAUCAUAUCCUGCGGAAUCGUCAUGUUUGGCAAUAAGUGGAUGCCCGCAAUCAAUAAGUUCUCAAUGUGCUACAUUCAAGUAGCUUGGUUCACCAUCUUGACCACUGUCGCAGUGGCCGCCCCAAAGCACAACGAUGCUAAAUUCGUGUUCCAGACCUGGAUCAACAAGACCGGCUGGAAGAAUAAUGCCAUCUGUUUUAUAACAGGCCUCGUCAACCCAUUGUACUCUCUAGGUGGAUUAGAUGGAAUCACCCAUAUUACCGAGGAAAUGCCAGACCCAGGAAGAAACGCCCCUCUAGCCCUAGCAUGCACCCUCGCUAUAGCCUUCAUCACCGGUUUUUCCUUCCUCCUCAGCCUCAUGUUCUCCGUCCAAGACUACUCAACACUCGCCAACUCCCCUAGUGGGCUUCCCAUCGCCGAGCUCUUCCGCCAAGCAACCCAAAGCCGCGGCGGUGCUUUUGCCCUCGUCUUUCUUCUUUGUGUUGCAUUAGGACCAUCUGUGAUCGGCUCACAGCUGAGCACCGGACGAAUGCUCUGGGCCUUUGCCAGGGACGACGGCCUCCCAUUCUCCAAAUUGUGCUCAAAAGUAAACCCCCGCUUUGGAGCCCCAGUCAACGCCCAAGUCUGCGUAGGCAUCGUCAUUGCCGCCCUCGGCUGCAUCUACCUUGGAUCCAGCACCGCAUUUAACUCGAUGAUGAGUUCUUCCGUAACAAUCAACAACAUCGCCUACCUCGUCCCGAUCCUCACGAACGUCCUCCUCCGACGGAAAACCAUGCAUCGUGGACCCUUUUCAUUAGGAUUUGUGGCAGGAAUGACAGUGAAUAGCAUCACCGUUGCAUGGUUAAUCUUUGCGAUUGUGUUUUUCUCGUUUCCGUAUGCUGUGCCUGUUACUGCCUCCAACAUGAAUUAUACAUGUGUUUGUGUAGGUGGGUUCUUACUUCUUGAGUUAAUAUGGUGGAUUGUGGCGGGGGAGAAGUAUUCGCGGGGGAUGCAAAAGGCAAGGGAGGAGGAAAAUGCCUCGCAAGCAGUGCUGGUCAAUGACAAUGUAGGAAAUAGGUAA
This is a messenger RNA of Aspergillus ibericus CBS 121593, 1605 nucleotides long. Its product is annotated as putative choline transporter Hnm1. Gene Ontology annotation, biological process: transmembrane transport. The coding region runs from base 1 to 1605 and encodes 534 amino acids. Gene Ontology annotation, cellular component: membrane. The transcript has 13 exons. Gene Ontology annotation, molecular function: transmembrane transporter activity. Lineage: Eukaryota; Fungi; Ascomycota; Eurotiomycetes; Eurotiales; Aspergillaceae. The record is from RefSeq and is a predicted model, not a curated record.